Molecule: messenger RNA, 213 nt
Organism: Soboliphyme baturini
Lineage: Eukaryota; Metazoa; Nematoda; Enoplea; Dioctophymatida; Soboliphymatidae
Source: the annotation of a GenBank genome assembly
AUGCGACCAGUUGUACUCGUCGGACCUUCGCUGAAGGGUUAUGAGGUCACCGAUAUGAUGCAAAAGGCUAUUUUUGACUUUCUUAAACAUCGAUUUGAAGGAAGGUACGACGUGUUUUCACAGCGCAUUUCUUUCCAUGGGUAUGUUACCUUUCAGAGUGAAAAUUCGUCCAUGUUGACUGACACAAUUUUGCUUGUCGUUCCUGACCGGUAA